Pan troglodytes (chimpanzee) is the source of this 4350-nucleotide messenger RNA. RefSeq names its product GRIP and coiled-coil domain containing 1 (gene GCC1). Lineage: Eukaryota; Metazoa; Chordata; Mammalia; Primates; Hominidae. The coding region runs from base 637 to 2964 and encodes 775 amino acids. The record is from RefSeq and is a predicted model, not a curated record. The transcript has 2 exons. Gene Ontology annotation, cellular component: Golgi apparatus.
GAGGUCAAGCUUGGGCGCUCUCACAAAACCAGUGCCACUCUGGUGUCUUCGACUUUGCUGGCUUCGCCUUUCCCAAACCUGUUUUUUGCCGCUCGCGGCCCCACUGCGUUCUCGACAGGCCGCGCCCACCCACCGGCCGACUUGGCCCCGCCUACCUUGGGCCCACUGGGGGCGGAGCCUGCGGCGCCUCGCUGACGUCACUUCCAGCGGACACGGAAGCGCCGUUGUCGGCAGGCAGCUUUAGUUAGGAUGUCGUGAUGGGACCGCGCUCAGCGUAACCCUCUGGCCGACGUGGGCCGAGGGGCCGGCCCGGGCUGCUGUGGCCCAGACGAGCGGAGAGUGCGGAGCGGCUUCUGGGCCAGCGCUAACGAGCCCUGGCAGUGUGCACCUCUGGUGCCAGUGUCGCCCCGCCUCCGGGGUAGAAUCCGCCCCAGCCCUCCGGGCCUGGGACCCGGCGGCCGCUUUCGCCAGUCCGUCCGGCCGUUCCGCAUUAGGUCCAGGAUAACUAGGUGGAGUAGGUGUGCGGCCCGCCGCCGGACAGCCCGCUCGCUGUUUCUUUAAGCCCCCGCCUGCGUCUUCACGGCCCUCUCCCGUUCUGCUGGAAAGCUGACGUGGGGCAAUCCGUUCAGACCCUCCAUGGAGAAGUUUGGGAUGAAUUUCGGGGGCGGCCCGAGCAAGAAAGACUUGCUGGAGACUAUAGAGACGCAGAAGAAGCAGCUUCUCCAGUACCAGGCACGGCUCAAGGAUGUGGUCCGUGCCUAUAAAAGCCUGCUGAAGGAGAAAGAGGCAUUAGAGGCCAGCAUCAAGGUGCUGUCGGUAUCCCACGAGGCAGAUGUGGGCCUCGCAGGUGUCCAGCUUCCAGGCCUCACCUUUCCUGACUCUGUGGAUGACCGGUGCUCCACUCACAGCGAGGAUAGCACUGGGACCGCCACUAGCUUGGAUACUGCGGCCAGUCUCACCAGCACCAAGGGUGAGUUUGGGGUAGAAGAUGACAGACCGGCCCGUGGACCACCACCUCCAAAGUCCGAAGAGGCCAGUUGGUGCGAGAGUGGCAUUAGCAGUAGCAGUGGGGAUGGGCCAUUUGCAGGUGGGGAGGUGGACAAAAGACUGCACCAGCUGAAGACUCAGUUGGCUACUUUGACCAGUUCUUUGGCCACAGUCACUCAGGAGAAGUCCCGCAUGGAGGCUUCUUACUUGGCUGACAAGAAAAAGAUGAAACAGGACUUAGAGGAUGCCAGUAACAAGGCGGAGGAGGAGAGGGCCCGCCUAGAGGGAGAAUUGAAGGGGCUGCAGGAGCAAAUAGCAGAAACCAAAGCCCGGCUUAUCACGCAGCAGCAUGAUCGGGCCCAAGAGCAGAGUGACCAUGCCUUGAUGCUGCGUGAGCUCCAGAAGCUGCUGCAGGAGGAGAGGACCCAGCGCCAGGACUUGGAGCUUAGGUUAGAAGAGACCCGAGAAGCCUUGGCAGGACGAGCAUAUGCAGCUGAACAGAUGGAAGGAUUUGAACUGCAGACCAAGCAGCUGACCCGUGAGGUGGAGGAGCUGAAAAGUGAACUGCAGGCCAUUCGAGAUGAGAAGAAUCAGCCAGACCCCCGGCUGCAAGAACUUCAGGAAGAGGCUGCCCGCCUUAAGAGCCAUUUCCAGGCUCAGUUACAGCAGGAAAUGAGAAAGACAGCUCUUGCAGAGGAUCAACUCCGUCAGCAAUCUAAGGUAGAAGAACAGAGGGUGGCAGCCCUGGAGAAUCAAAUAUCCGAGGUGUCUGAGCUGCUAGGCACCUACGAGAAAGCCAAGCAGAAGGACCAGCUGGCCAUUCAGAAGCUGAAGGAGCGCAUUCUGCAGCUGGACCUGGAGAACAAGACACUGGCUCUAGCAGCCUCCAGCAGGUCCCCUUUAGACAGCCAUGGAGAGGAGUCCAGUCUGGAUGUCAAUGUCCUGAAAGAUAAGAUGGAGAAGCUGAAGAGGCUGCUGCAGGUUGCGGCCAGGAAAAGCCAGGUGACCCUGGAUGUGGAGAAGCUCUGUGACCUGGAGAUAAUGCCCAGCUCGGAGGCUGCUGAUGGGGAGAAGGCUACUGCACUCUAUUACCAACAGGAGCUGAAACAGCUGAAGGAAGAGUUUGAGAGGUACAAGAUGAGAGCCCAGGUCGUCCUCAAAAGCAAGAAUACCAAAGAUGGUAACCUGGGAAAGGAGCUGGAGGCAGCCCAGGAACAGCUUGCAGAGCUGAAGGAGAAGUAUAUUUCCCUGCGGCUCUCCUGCGAGGAGCUGGAGCACCAACACCAGCAGGAGGCUGAUGACUGGAAGCAGGAGCUGGCCCGGCUGCAGCAGCUCCACCGGCAGGAGCUGGAGCGGUGCCAGCUGGACUUCAGGGACCGCACACUGAAACUGGAGGAGGAGCUGCACAAGCAGCGGGAUCGUGCCCUAGCUGUGCUCACCGAGAAGGACUUGGAACUGGAGCAACUGCGUUCUGUGGCCUUGGCCUCUGGGCUGCCAGGACGCAGAAGUCCUGUGGGUGGUGGCGGUCCUGGGGACCCAGCUGACACAUCAUCCUCUGAUAGCCUGACCCAAGCAUUACAACUUGCAGCGGCCAAUGAGCCCACUUUCUUUCUGUACGCUGAGCAACUGGCCCGCAAGGAGGUGGAGAUCACAUCACUGAGGAAGCAGAAGCACAGGCUGGAGGUCGAGGUGCAUCAGCUGCAGGAUCGGCUGCUGGAGGAGGGCGAACGGCAUCGCGAGGAGGUUGCAGCCCUGCAGAGCCACAUCGAAAAGAACAUCAGGGACCAGAGCAGGGAGGGAGCCAAUCUGGAGUACCUCAAAAACAUCAUCUACCGCUUCCUGACCUUACCUGACUCCCUGGGCCGCCAGCAGACUCUCACAGCCAUACUGACUAUCUUGCACUUCAGUCCAGAGGAGAAACAAGUGAUAAUGCGACUCCCAACCAGUGCCAGCUGGUGGCCUUCUGGCAAGAGAUGAUGCCAUUUUCAUGAAUUCCUGGAAUUUCUGUGCCUCUUUUAUGUGGGAAAGGGCAGGCUCUGGUUUCUGCUGCCUCUUCUCUUACAUUGCCAUUUAUUUCUUCACUGUGUUGAGCUGGGAGGGGUCUUCAAUGUGGGAAGGGAUUUUCUGCCAAAUGCCAUUAAUGCUGCUUUAUCCUUAGGCCCUAGAGAUACUGAAAGUCCUGGGGCAGUAUCUUCUGAUGGUGUGCAUGUGAGGAGAAGAUGAGGUUAGGACUGAGAAGGGCAGAAGUUGGAACAGUGGUAAGGCUGUUUUAAAAUAAGAUGUUUUGUUUUAAUAAUAUGCUCCUGGCACAAAGCUAGGAGUAAAUGUGACUCCAAAGGGAGUUCAGUUAAUCUCUGAAAUGCACAAAACCUAGCUAUUUUCUCCCUCUCAUCACAGUCUGAGUCUGGUCCAUUGCUGCCCCAAUUCUCUGGGGACAUAAAACCAGGCUGGAAAGGGACCAGGAAGUUUGAAAUAGUGACAUAUCAUCCACUAGUCCCAAGGGCUAAGGAAUAGUGAGUUUAUUCUGGAAGGAACUGGGAAGCUUAGUCUAGUUAGUGCCUGGGGAUGACCUAUGCAAUCACACCGCUUAUGACCAUCCUAGAGAGGGCCCUGAGCACCAGCUUGAUCUUAGGGAUUUCCUAAGUAACCUGCUUUUUGCCUGGAUAGGGUUAAAAUAGACCUUUCUUGCCUAUCCUUGCCUUAACCUAUCUGCCUGAGGUUGGCCUGAGAUUGUGAGUCAACGACUUCGCUAUCUUUUCCUCAGUGUUGAACUUUCAUUAAGAAAUAAAGUCCUAGCUUCUUACAGAGAGGGGUCCAAAUGGUGAAUGCUCAUCCUGCCUGGAUUCAAGGAAUUAGCUCAGAGAUUGGCCCCUAGCUUUUCUGCCUUUGUAGGGACAGCAAAAGGGGAAAAUUUGCUGCAGAAAAUUCCAAAAGAUUGCUGUAGCUCUCACAAGGAAGUGGUAAAGAUCAGCUAAACCUGGGUUGGGGUGCUUUCUGCCCAGUGGGUCUUGGCAUAAGUAGAUUAAUCCUGCUCUUUUAAGAAAAGGCAACUUAUUCAGGCAGUCUGGAAAGGGGGUUCUCAGAAAACUCAGUUUCUUUGUUCCUUCUUUUCUCCCAACUACUCUUACUGGUUAUAGAGGUCUUUGGACUCUAAAGACCAAUGUUUGGCCACUAACUGGACUAAUAUGUAUCUUUCUGUGAUUUCAUCAUAGAGGUCUGUUUUGUGAGGGUUUGGGGUGCAGAAAACUUUGAUUAAAUCUUAAUGGGAGGCUGGGUGACCUGGAUUAUCUACAGUGAGCAGACUUAAAUGGAACAGAAGUUUAUGUGUCCAAAUGAUGGAAUCAUUAAACCUGAGUGACUUGA